This is a messenger RNA of Stylophora pistillata, 1409 nucleotides long. RefSeq names its product thyroxine 5-deiodinase. Gene Ontology annotation, biological process: thyroid hormone metabolic process. Gene Ontology annotation, molecular function: thyroxine 5'-deiodinase activity. NCBI's taxonomy places the organism in Eukaryota, Metazoa, Cnidaria, Anthozoa, Scleractinia, Pocilloporidae. The record is from RefSeq and is a predicted model, not a curated record.
GGUCAGAUUUGUCGAAUGAGUGUUUUCAAGAGAAACAAAAUUACUGACAUUCCUUCGGUGCUGUAUAAAUACGCUGUCAUUGCGGUCCUCAAACCCACGGAAAGUGUUCGAGUGGAGAUACACACGAGCUUUGACUCGCUGGCUCUGCUGCUUCGACGAGGAAAAAAAAUGUCGCGGAAAAUGACCAGUAUCACGUUUGUACACUGCGCAGCAACACUGCUUCUCUUGGUGGCAUUUUCAUUCCUACGCGUUCUCAGAAUUUUGCCCAGAACAAGAUGGAUCGUGGUUAAACUGAUGGACUUGACAUCGGUUGUACCGCUGCCAAAGGAAAUGUACUGGAGUUCACUGUUUAGUUGGCAGAUGUUGAAAUCUGUGCGCAAUUCCAUCCAUCUCGAGCUUCUGAAAACUGUAAGAAAGGAUCACACGGCACCGGACCCUCUCCUUGCUUCCUUAGACGGAGAGUCGCAUAGUCGACUGCUCAGCUUCUGCAAGGGGAGCCGUCCACUGGUUGUCAACUUCUGCAGCUGGACCUGCCCAGUUUUUAGAGCUAGGGUGGGCGAAUUUCUAAGCGUGGUACAGGAAUUCAGUGAUGUUGCUGAUUUCCUUACUAUAUACGUCGAGGAAGCCCAUCCAAGUGACGGUUGGGCUUUUGAGAACAACGUCAAAAUUUCUACCCACAAGACCCUGGAGGAUAGAUGCCGAGCAGCAAAGCUUAUGCAGGACUCUGUUCACUUUAGCUGUCCCAUAAUGAUAGACACGAUGGGUAACGAAGCUAACAAUGCAUACGCCGGGCUUCCUAUCAGACUUUACGUGAUAAAGAAUCAAAAAGUGAAAUUUGCUGGUUUAACUGGACCGACAUUUUACGACCCACAAAAUGUGGCAAAGUGGUUAAAGGAAUACAAGGUUGAACUUAUGAAAACUGGCCGUCAUCGGGCGUAAAACAUUAGAAACAACCGAGUCGAGGAACACAAAACAUUCAAAUGAUGCGCCUCCAUAGAACAAGCCACGCAAGGAAAGACAAUUAGGAUAAAUGGCUAAAACCGGAAGUUUAUAACAAUUCAUGCAACGCACAGAUCUGGGAAUCCUUGCUCAAAAAGUAUCGAACAAUGACCAAGAACGAUGUUCAAAGAAAUACUAAUUUUUAAGGUAGAUUUGAGGUAGCAACUAACAAAGAGAUAUUGUUGACGUGUUUUGAUGUCGUGGUAGACCGAGUAACUGCACUAUUUGUCUUUAACUUACUUACAAGCAGUUGAGUCAUUGAUCUGUAGAAAUAGCUUCUUAAACGGUCGCGACAACUUUAAUUCUAAGCUCAGUGUAAUAAUUGAUGAAAGGAAGUCUUUGUAGUUGCUUGACCAGUCGUUCAUCGUGCGAAAACACGAAUGUAAAUAAAUCGCGUGUUAAAUAGUCUA